CACCCAGAGCGCCGCACCCAGCGCGGAGGCGGAGCGGAGCAGGGGAGAAGGCGGACGGGGAGGAAGAGGCCGGCGAGAUGGUGGCCAUGGGCGUGGACGAGGACGAGGAGCGGCGGAUGGACGAGCGGCCCGUGCACCAGGGCUGCAUGGCGGGGUUCCUCCACCUCUUCGACCGCCCCCAGAUCCUCUCCGGCCGCCGGCUCCACGGCUCGCCGCGCCGCCUCCUGUCCUCGGGCUCCAGCGGGUCGGCGACGCCGUCGGAGCGGUCGAUGCCGCUGGAGCGGGCGACGCCUGCGCCGUCGUCGCCGGACAUGACGCCGCCCGCCGCGCCGAGGCCGUCGCUGCAGCUGGACCCCAAGGACGGAGGCGGCGGCGGGGGCGGGGCGGGCGGCUGGGCCGCGCCGUCGUGGCGGCUGCCGCGGCUCUCGCUCGACAGCCGCGCCGUGGUGGACGCCGGGGGCAAGCUCCGGCCGCGCGAGAUCCGGACGGCGCCCGCCCCCGGCGCGCCGCCGUCGCCGUCCGCCGCGGGCGACGAGCGCCGCUCGCCCAGCGUCGUCGCGCGGCUCAUGGGCCUCGACGCGCUGCCGCACGGCUUGGACGCGGCGGGGGACGGCGCCGCGAGCCCGGCCGCGCUCCGGCGGUCGGCGUCCGAGCGCGUGCCGCCGCGGGACCCGUCACACUUCCGGUUCGUCGACCCGGCCUUCUUCGAGCGCCCGGCGUCGCCGCUCCCGCCGCUGGUGGAGCGGCCGUCGCCGGCGGCCUCGGCGCCGGCCGCGGGGGAGGCGAUGCGGCGGGCGCCGGAUCCGGGGUGCCCGCGCUCGUUCCAGAGGCGCAGCCGCUUCGACGCGCACGAGGUGUUCCCGGAGCCCGCGAACCGCGCCGACCCGGCGGCCGCCGGCGCCCACGGCGAGAUCGCGCUCUACGGCGAGAUCGAGCGCCGCCUCCGCAAGCGCGGCAUCGCGGAGCCGGCCCGGGAUCUCGAGACGCUGAAGCAAAUACUCGAGGCGCUGCAGCUCAAGGGCCUGCUCCACCACACUCCCACGCCGCCGCCGCCCGUACGCACCGCUCCGCCGCCGCCGCCCAUCGUCGUCAUGCGCCCGAACCACCGCGCGCAGCCGCCGUCGCGGCUCACACCCGCGCGGCGGCUCCGCGUCGACGUCGACCGCGCCCGCCGCCCACGGUCUCCAGACCCGUCCGCUUCCCCCGCGCGGAGCCCGGCCUCCCCUGCUCGGCGCGGCCCGCACUCGCCGCAGCGGCGCGUGUCGCCCGUGCAGUCCCCGAAGCAGCAGCAGCAGCCGCAGCCGCCUUUCAGGAGGCCAAGCGGCUUCGACUCCGCCGGCGCCCCGGUCCGCAUUGCCCGCCGCGCGGCGCACAACGCCGCGGCGCUUUCUCCCGACGACGAGGCCUCCACCACCUUCUCCGACGGCGGCAGCAGCAGCUCCUUCAGCGCCUCCUCCCGCUGGGACUUGGAGCCGCAGCCGGACUCCCGGACUGACCGCGGCCUGCUGGAGCGGUGCGGGAAGCUCCUGAGCAGCAUCCAGGCGUUCACCGGCGGCGACGCGGCGGGGUCCGACCAGCAGCCGAGCCCGGUGUCCGUGCUCGACGCGGCAGCCUUCCUCGCCGACGGGGACUCGCCGUCGUCCUCGUCGGGGUCGAAACGGGCCAUCGACUUCAGCAGCGUUGGUGGUGGAGCGGGCCCGAAGCCACCGGCCGCGACGGCGUCCUCCGACCCGGAGGAUGACGAGUGGGCCCUGGGGACAGGCCCCGUGGGCCCCGAGGCGAGCGGCGACCCGGACUACGCCUACGUGGCGGAUCUGGUCCGCCUGUUCGGUGGCGCCCGCGGCAGCUGGCUGCGGGACCCGGCCGACGUGUACAAGGCCGCGGAGCAGCGGCGGCGCCAGCGUGGCGGCGACCCCUGCGACACGUGGCACCACCGCCGGCUGCUGUGCGGCGCGGUUGGGGAGGCGCUGGAGCGGCAGCGCGCGGCGUGCCCCUGGGAGCCCGCGGCGUGGCUCCGCGGCGCCGAGCUCGUGGACCACGUCCGGGCCGAGGUCCGGCGCGCCGGCGAGCCCGCGCCGCGGGCGGCCGGGGACGAGGAGGAGGAGGAGGGGGAAGCCGAGGAGGACCUGAACGCCGUCACGUGCCGCGCGAUCCGGCGCGACAUGGCGGCGGACGAGGGGCGGUGGGCGGCGACGCAGCGGCGGCGGGUGGGGGUGGUGGUGUCCGGCGCGGAGGCGGCCGAGGCCGUGCUGCAGAUCGAGCGGCUGGUGUUCCGGGACCUCGUCGCCGACACCAUCCGCGAGCUCGCCGACGCGGACCGGCCCCUGCCGCGCCGGAAGCUGGUCUUCUGAUCACCCCGGAGGCAACGUCGCCGGAGCCGCCAGGCGUCCGCGAGGGUCAGGGAAGCGAAAAGGGAGGGGAAAUAAUUGGAUUCGACGCUUGAUUUCCGUUUCUUACUCUGCUGUUCUUCUUCCUAGUUUUAGAGAGCCAUGUAAAAUUAUUUAGUUUUUUUACUGGUGUUUACCCCUGCUAGUCUUAGGCCAUGUUAAUUACUGCUAAUCGGUGUGUUUGAAUAGCCAUGAAGUAGCGUUGAUGUAAUGACGGAGCAGUUUUAACCACUCCACUCAAGGAUGCACAUUUCGUUCCGUUU
Messenger RNA from Panicum virgatum (switchgrass), 2650 nucleotides. RefSeq names its product SH3 and multiple ankyrin repeat domains protein 1-like. Gene Ontology annotation, biological process: regulation of monopolar cell growth. The transcript is spliced from 3 exons. The record is from RefSeq and is a predicted model, not a curated record. Bases 78 to 2351 code for a protein of 757 amino acids. Lineage: Eukaryota; Viridiplantae; Streptophyta; Magnoliopsida; Poales; Poaceae.